AUGGAUGGUCUCCACGGAGACGACGAGGCGCACACGUUCCCUCCCUUCCCCUACUUCUCGGCGCCGUCGACACCGCCGCCACUCGCGUCACCGCUGGCCUCGUCGUCGGACGGUCAGCACAGCCCGCUCGCCGCAGCGCUCCAGCAGCUGACCCCGCCCCCGUGGCCAUGUACUCCUCCUGAUCUGACCCUUCAGCCGGCGAUGGGGGACGUGAACUGGUCGUCCCUGUUCCAGACGGGGCCGGUGGCUCUGCCGGAGCAGGAGGAGGAGGCCGUGCAGGCGGAUCAGAGCGGGGAGAACGACGGCGAGGCGGGUGGGAGCGGAAGUGGUAACAAGGAGAAAGCGAAGGGAAGCGCCGGGAGAUCGGGGAAGAAGAAGGCGAGCAAGCCGCGGUUCGCGUUCCAGACGAGGAGCGAGAACGAUAUCCUGGAAGACGGCUACCGCUGGAGGAAGUACGGGCAGAAGGCCGUCAAGAACAGCUCCAACCCUAGGAGCUACUACCGGUGCACCCAUCCCACAUGCAACGUGAAGAAGCAGGUGCAGCGCCUGGCCAAGGACACGGCCAUCGUGGUGACCACGUACGAGGGUGUGCACAACCACCCCUGCGAGAAGCUCAUGGAGGCGCUCGGCCCCAUCCUGAAGCAGCUCCAGUUCCUCUCCCAAUUCUAA
Messenger RNA from Triticum turgidum subsp. durum (durum wheat), 669 nucleotides. The record is from the annotation of a GenBank genome assembly. NCBI's taxonomy places the organism in Eukaryota, Viridiplantae, Streptophyta, Magnoliopsida, Poales, Poaceae.